Molecule: messenger RNA, 2798 nt
Organism: Sander lucioperca (pikeperch)
Lineage: Eukaryota; Metazoa; Chordata; Actinopteri; Perciformes; Percidae
Exons: 2
Coding region: 742-2577 (611 amino acids)
Biological process (GO): circadian rhythm; regulation of DNA-templated transcription
Cellular component (GO): nucleus
Molecular function (GO): DNA-binding transcription factor activity; DNA binding
Source: RefSeq, a predicted model, not a curated record
GAGAGAGAGAGAGAGAGAAGGAACAGAGAGAAGGAAAGAAAGAGACAGAGAGAAGAGAAAGCGAGCGAGGAAUUAGAGCAAACAUGACAUGAGGAGCGCACUGAAAACAAGCCGCACUGUGUUCCCUCUGUCGCCUGCGCUGUGCGCGCACUAACCGGGGAGGCGUUUGGAGAAAGAUCGAAACCAAAGCGGGUUGUUGGACUCGAAUCUGUGUCGUGUGUGGAUUUUGUUCUCCUUAGACAAAUAGAGGCCUUUCAUCUCGCAGUCAACCGAAGAGAGGCAGACAGACGGAGCAAGAGCGAAGCUCCCCAAGAGACUGACACGCUGAGGUAGACGGGCUGACCUACAUCCUGCAGUUUGCAUGGAGAUCUAGGGCACUUCUCUGCCAGCUAAGCUUCAACAUCCAACAACGGAAAAAAGCAAGAGAAAAAAAAAAAAUCUGUGCUUUUUUUUGUAAAAGACUGAGCCGCUAACGGUCUGGACACUGAACCAAAAUAACAACAAGUGGAUAAAUGAGGGUUUCUAAUGCUGAGCUCCAGCUGUUCUUUAUCCUUCUGGCUUAUUUGGACACUUGAGUCCCCUCCUGUCAUAGCUACACUGAACCUGCCAUAAACAGACAAAGAACUUUGCGAGAAAACCUUCAAAGUGGUUGUUGGCACUACCCCCUCCUCUCCUUUUGACCUCUGACCUGGUUCUUUCCCCCCACAAAAAACAUUGCAAACUGGCUGCCACUAGACAAAUAUGGAAAAUCUGACUUCAGCUCUCAAGACAUUAAACAAAAACUCAGGGGAUAACCCUAACUGCGUUGAGACCUUCAGCAGUUAUGAAGAGUCCCUUCCUUCUGCUGAAGGGAGUCCAGCUCGCGUGGGAUGCCUCGCCAAGGCCAAACCAAGUAUGAGCUGCAGGCGAAAGCGCGAGUUCAUUUCGGAUGAAAAGAAGGACGCCUGCUAUUGGGAAAAACGCCGCAAAAACAACGAGGCCGCCAAGCGCUCCCGAGAGAAGCGACGUCUCAAUGACAUGGUCUUGGAGAACCGUGUCAUUGCACUGAACGACGAGAAUGUGAGGCUCAAGACAGAGCUGCUGCAGCUUAAGCUGCGUUUUGGCCUCAUAAACACAGCCUCCUACAUCGAAAAGAGCCAGCAGAUCGGUGGAAGCAACGCGGGAAAUGGAGGCUCGUCCUCAUCCCCUUCUUCUUCCACGCAGUACUACUCCAGCGGUUACUCUAGCGGUUCUCAGGUGAUGAUGAACUCUGAUUCCUCAGAAACAGAGCAGUCUGGACGCAGCGAGGGCCACAGGCAGCUGGUGAAAUACUCACCGCAUGGCUCCCUCUCCGACAUGUCCGACGGCUCCUCCAGGGACAGCCCUGAGCCAGUUCCUUUCAAGAUCAAACAGGAAGGUGACAGGUUAGAGAUGGACAUUGCAAACGGCACGACAACACAGAUCAUGUUCAAUAUCCAUCGUGGUCUGGCAUCUGUGCCUACUCACCACCAGAUCCAGCAGCAUUCUCAGGAGAUGGAGCCUGCUUAUCACAGCCAACAGCUGCACCAUCAACAACAGCAGCUCCAUCAGGAGCCUGUUAGCGCUAUCAACACUGUCAGCCAGCCGGCCCCUAACCCACCUGCUGCCCAGAGGAGCGUCAUUCUGUAUGGCUCCAGCAGUGCCUCCUGUGCUGUGGAUGCUCUGACGAGGCACCAGGAAAUCGAUAUGCAGGCAGCCCAGAAGCAGAGCAGCGGCAGCAGCCAGACGUGCAUCACCCAACUUCCACAAUCUCUUACAGAGAGCUCCACAGAGACACUGACUGAUGUGACAAAGCAGCUAGAGAGGAAGACGUUAGACUCGCCUCCGUAUGAGCUCUCAGAAAGCCGUAAUGAGGCGGGAGAGAGACAGGUGUACCGAGGUUGCCAACUUGCCCAGCAGCAGGAGAGAGAUUCAUCUGCAGAGCUCCUCCACAAACAAGACGAGGGGGUCAAUCACUCGCACCUGUACCAUCAUCUGCAGCAGCCUCAUCAUUCAUACCUCAGUGCCCAAGACGAAGAGCCACCUGUGCUUACCUACGAGGGGCAGCACGGGAGCGAGGCUUACUACCAAGGCUCCUCCAGCAAGGACACGUCAUCCAUUGACGGGGAUCCCCGCAGCUCUGACAAAGAGGCCUCCACGGAUGAUGACGAAUCCCCCUCAUCAUCUUGCUCAGAUAUGGGCAGCUACCACAACCAACAUCAUGCCAGCUUACACCACCCUGCCUCGCCUCUUCCAUCCUCCCAGGGAUGCUCUCAGGCCCAGGGCCGGGAUCCCCAGGGGGAGGUGAAGGGCACAGCUUUGCCCCACAAACUCAGACUCAAACACCGGGCCAUGAGCAGCGGUGGCAACUGCUCAGGCCAGGAAUCCCCCACAAGCCCUCCCUCUGCCACAACGCCUCCCCUGCCCCAGCACCCUUACUUGUCACUCAUACCACAGCAGAACAUUAUGCGAGAGAGCCAGGGUGGAGGCUGUGGACAGGCGGCCUCAUCAUGGGAGGAGGGCAGGAAGGAGAGUGGAAAAAAGGAGACAGGUGGACGACGAAACAAGAGGCGAGAUUAGGUGACUUUUACUUGCCCAGUUCAGACCAAAGAUUUGAAGAGGAGACAAGUUGAAACUUGCAAAUUUGCAAUGCAAAAUGCGCCGGUCUGCAACUUUUUGAACCUUGCCAGUUUACACCAAUGAGACGACACAAGCGGUGGAUCAUCAGCAUAUAGCAACAACUCUCUGUACAUCCGUUAUAACUUCCGACUUUCAGGUUUUUUUGUCGCUGAAUAUAAUUU